AUGAUGUUCACACCCACUACAAACACACCCGCCGUUUCAUCCCCCUUCUCCGCACCCCCCCCGUCACGCUCCUUGCCCUCCCACCCCCCUCCAUCUCACCCUCCCCCAUCGCUUCCCCACCCUCUAUCCCACCCGCCUCUGUCACAACUACAGUCACACCCGCCACAGUCACACGCACCUCUAUCGCGCCCCACUCACCCCCCGCCCGGGUACAGACCUCCCCCGCAAGGCCCCCCUGGCACUGCCAAGCCCGCAGGCGGGGCAACCGGGGGAGCAGCUGGGGGGGCAGGAGGGCGGCUGCCAGGCGGGGUGAUAGGAGUGGGGGUGAGUGCAGCAGCGGGAGGGGCGUUAAUGUCAGAGGCAAGGCUCAUGGCGGGCGAUAGUGGACAAGGUGGUGGAGGGAGUCAUGCUGGCGGGCUGGGCAUGCCCGCUCCACUCUCCUCUCGCCGCAUCGCAUAUGUAAUCUUGUUUUUAUGCAUUGUUGUUGUCACCAACCCAAGGCAAGGGUCGUGGCGGGCCAUAGUGGACAAGGUGGUGGAGGGUUACAAGCUGGCGGGCUGGCUCAUACUGACUCUCCCCUCUGUGUUUUCCAUGCUGCAACAACCAGCGGCAGGGCUCAUGGAGGGCAUAGUGGACAAGCGGCAGGGCUCAUGGAGAGCAAUAGUGGACAAGGUGGUGGAGGGAUACAAGCUGGCGGGGCUGGCGCAGCAGCUGGCGUUACGCGGUUACCACGUGCUGGCGCUGAUGAAGCUGCGCAUGUAUGGGGCAGCGGCAGAGGAGCUCACACUGCACUGGCUGGCAGCAGAGCCCGCCCAUGCUCCCAUCCCUGCUCCCUGCUCCCAUCCCUGCUCCCUGCUCCCAUCCCUGCUCCCUGCUCCCAUCCCUGCUCCCUGCUCCCAUCCCUGCUCCCUGCUCCCAUCCCUGCUCCCUGCUCCCAUCCCUGCUCCCUGCUCCCAUCCCUCCCCGCAUUGCCUCCCCACGUUUCCAUUCCAGGCUCCAUGCUGCCCUUUGCGCUGCGCUGGCUGGCAGCAGAGCUGCCUCACUGCAUGGGCAACCCGGCCCUCACAUUGGAGCGAUCAUGCGCCCUGCAGGCAUACUGCACAGCUAAGCAACCCGACCGCAUGGGCAAUCCAGCUCUCUGAAGCGACUAUGCGCUCUGCAGGGAUACUGCAUAGCACAGCUAAGUGCCUCCUGCGCUACGAGCCAAGCAACGCCGCCCUGCUCUCGCGGUACGGCCUCGUUCGGCUGCAGCUGGGGGACGUGGAGGGCGCGAGCGCCGCGUUUGGAUUGGUGAAGACGAUGGUGGUGCAUCGCGAGGUGGAGAUGGAGAGUGAAGGGGGGAGUGGGGGAGGAGGAGGGGAGGGGGCAGGGGAGGGGGAGGGAGGAGGGGAAGCAACAGGAGAUGCGAGUAACACAGCAGGAGCUGGAGCAGGAGGGGCAGGAGCAGGAGCAACAGGAGCAGGAGGAGGGAGCGAAGGUGGUGUGGGGGCAGGGCGGGUGACAGCAGCAAAUGUGGGGGAGAUGAAGAGGCUGGUGCGGCUGAACAAGGCUCUCGUGCACUUUGCUCGCAAGGAGCAUGGGCAGGCGCUGCAGCUGUUCACUGCGGUGACUAAAGAGGAUCCCACCAACUCCGUUGCUCCGAAUAUCACGGUGAGACAAUGUGGUAACCCUGUUACAUGGCGAGAGAGCCAGGGAUUCAGUCAUUUCAGAAGGCACUUUGCUCGCGAGGAUCCCACCACGCUGGCGGCAUCUGACACGCUCAACGCCAAGAGCACGCUCAGCAACUGGCUAACCCGCCUCGCUCCUGACGACUUUGACUUUGCCUGCACUCGGCUGUGGCGGACUUUCAAGGCAUCUCAAACUCACAAAGCACGCAGCAACUGGCUCACGCGACUUGCUCCUGACGACCUUGAUUUCGCCUGA
Closterium sp. Naga37s-1 is the source of this 1923-nucleotide messenger RNA. The record is from the annotation of a GenBank genome assembly. Lineage: Eukaryota; Viridiplantae; Streptophyta; Zygnematophyceae; Desmidiales; Closteriaceae.